GGGUCGAAAAGUGUAACUACACUGCAAACUGCAUGUUUAGCGCUCCCUCUCUUAGCCUAGCUAGCCUAGCUCCGCUCGCUCCCUGCCUGCGCCGGUGGCCACCCAGCCCGCACUCGCCGCCGGCCAAUCCGGCCACAAAGCCGGCGAUCUGCAUCGACGAGGCGAUCCCUGCGCACGGCUUCUUCAAGUCGUGGCUGCCAGCAGCGGUGGCGGGGACGCAUGCGCCGCGCGCCGUCCUGGUGGUGUCCUCUCACUGGGAGAAGGAUACUCCGGCUGUCAACGUCGUCCGCGGCACCAACGACAUCAUCCAUGACCUGCAGGGCCUCCCCGACGAGAUGUACAAGCUGACGUACCAUGCGCCGGGCACGCCAGGCCUGGCCAGGAGGACCAAGGAGCUCCUGGAGGGCGCCGGGUUCGGGCAGGUGAGGGAGGAGCACGGCCGCGGGCUCGACCACGGCACAUGGUUGCCGCUGAUGCUCAUGUACCCGGGGGCCGACGUCCCGGCGUGCCAACUCUCCCUGCAGACCGGCCGCGACGGCGCCUACCACUAUGACCUCGGCGCGGCGCUGGCGCCUCUCAGGGACGAGGGCGUCCUCAUCCUCGGCUCCGCACCACCACAUCCACACACAACCUCAGGGAGCUGGGGCCUCUCGGCCAAUGCGGCCCCAACGCCUCGACGCCCUCGUCGCCGUCGCCCCGCCGCGCCCUACUCCCUCCUCGCCCUCCACGAGCAAUGAGUGCUUCCGCUGCGGCGUCCGGAGGCGACCUGGCCAUCGCAUCCGCUCGGUUUCUUGAGGCGGAGGUGCGGCGUCUAUCUUGAAGCCGGAGCAGGGGCGAAGGAAGGCCAGCGUCCAGUGCAGAGCAGAUUGGCGGACCCACGGAGGAUGUAGGUAGGGGAGGGGGACCGGGCGUCGUCGGCUAUCCCGGCAUGGUGGCUGAACAACAGGCGGCGGCGGUGGCGGCGGGUGAACCAUGGCUGCAGGGGUCGCGUGCGUUCUCCUCUAGGUGGGCAAAGGUGGGGCUCCAGUGGGCUAAAUGGGAUAGCCCGAUAAAAAUGUUUCCUAUCCACUGGGAGUCCACUAAGGUAAUUUAAGUGGGAUGGGUUAAGUAGUCCCACUUAAUCCCACCUCCACCUGCACCUGCAGCCUGAACUGUUAUGCUGCAAUUGGCCAUCACGUUCAGCCCUCCAAGUUCACUGCUGGCCUGUGGCCUCUGAUAUGGUGUAUGGUGAAGCUGAGAGGGAUCAAGACAUUUCUCCACUGUGAAUUGAUGAGGAACACAUUGAUCUCGGGGCUUCAGUGUAAUGGUGGGUAGUGGCAAGCUGCACUGCUACUUAGAAGGAAUUCACAAGUUGCAAUUGUGGGCCCCGAUGAAAAAUCGCUUCUUUGGGAACAGCAUGGAAUGGAAUGCCUGAUGAGAACACCUGCAAUUUUCAAUACAGGCUUCCUUUGUUUGUUGCUGUUUUUCUA
Triticum dicoccoides is the source of this 1469-nucleotide messenger RNA. RefSeq names its product 4,5-DOPA dioxygenase extradiol-like. Lineage: Eukaryota; Viridiplantae; Streptophyta; Magnoliopsida; Poales; Poaceae. Bases 33 to 737 code for a protein of 234 amino acids. Gene Ontology annotation, molecular function: dioxygenase activity; zinc ion binding; ferrous iron binding. The record is from RefSeq and is a predicted model, not a curated record. The transcript is spliced from 2 exons.